AUGCAGCCGCACCGGCACCAGCACAUUCCCUCGACCGCCACCUCGCACCCUGACGACCCCAUCCCUCACGAGCCCGCCCAGAAGAUGCCCAACUACGCCAUCGAGCCUCCUGCGCCCUCGUCCAAUUCCUUCCGCUCGUCGCACGAGUCUCUCGCCUGGUCCGAGAACUCGAGCGACGCCGAAACCCCAGACACGCCCAACACGGAGCCCUCCGACCCCCAGGUCGACGAGGUGACGGACAAGCUCAAGGACCUGCCUGCCGCCUCGGUCGACUUCACCGCCAAGGCCGACAACCCGCGUCGCGCCUCGACUUCGCUCAUCUCUGAGGAUGCCGAGGGCAUAAGGAAGCUUCUCGGCGACGGUGAAACGGGCACCGCCCUCAUCGAGAAAUACUGCUGCGGUGGAGGAUGCUGCUUCGUCAAGACAUUGCCGCCCGACACGACGCCCAAGGACUUUGUGCCUGUCGUCCUGCCGGACAAUGCGGCCUUCCGCAGCCUGGACCUCAAGCUGGGCCCCUUGAGCCUCACGACCGAAUUGGACGGCGUCCCGGAGCUGCACCAAGACACCGUCGCCUUCGACCCCGUGCCUGCCGAGACGCCAAAGCACGUCACAACUGUCUACAAGGCGCCGCCGCAAUUCGUCCAGCCGCACCCGCCCUACAAUGUCUUCUCGGCCCCUGUUCACCACGCGCGCGUCCUGACAAAGCCCGGCGCCAUGAAGCGCACGCUGCACUUUGACCUCGAUGUCACCGACUAUCCCGACGAGGGCGGUGUCGAUUUCAAGGUUGGCGGUGCCAUUGGCAUCUGCCCGCCCAAUGCGUCUGAGUUGGUCGAUGACGUCUUCGACCAGCUGGGUGUGCCCAAGUUUGUGCGUGACAAGCCCGUCACCCUCAAGACGCAGACGAUGCGCUGGCCGACCAUCUGGGGCGACGAGAAGCCCCGCGGCCUGACUACGACGCGUCGCGAGCUGCUCACUUGGUGUGUGGACUUGCAAAGCACCCCGCCCACGAAGCAACUUCUUCGCGUCAUGGCCGAAUACGCCGACGCCAAGAACGAGAAGAAGAUCCUGGACUACCUGACCUCUGCCCAGGGGCAAGCUGCGUUCUGCGAUCUUCGCACCGGCGCACACAUCACCGUCGCACAACUCCUCCAUGCCUUCCCUUCCUCGAAGCCCCCGCUUCACCGCCUGCUCUCCGUCCUGCCGCAGCUGAUGCCCCGCUUCUACUCGCUCUCCAACGACCCGCACAUCUCCUCGGCCCGCCCUGGCCUUCCGGGCGGCCGGCGCCUGAUCGAGAUGGCGGUGACGGUGCACGAGGACCCCGAUUGGCGGGUCCCGGAGAAGUACCGCACGGGCGUGGGGUCGGGUUACCUGGAGCGGGUAGCGCAAAGCUUCAUCGAAGCUGAGCAGAGCGGCAUCCGCGACCCGGGCAAGGUGCUCGACAUUUCGGUGCCCAUGUUCCGCGGGCUGAUGGCCAACCCGCUGUCGCGCGAGUUCGGAGGUGACGGGCCGAUGAUGCUCAUUGGCGCGGGUGUCGGCAUGGCGCCGUUCCGCGGCUUUAUCCUCAACCGGCUGAAGAACGCGAACUGCGCGAACAAGAUCUGGCUGGUGCAGGGCGUGCGCGACAGCAUGCUCGACGAGAUUUACUCUGGCGAGCUGGGCGCGCACGAGAAGGAGAUCAAGAAGGUGGUGCAGAGCCGGCGCACGGGCGGCGAGGUACGCUACGUGCAAGACGAGGUGCGCGUGCAGGCCGAUGUGGUGUGGUUCGUCAUCAACGCGCUAGACGGGCGUAUCUUCGUGUGCGGCAGCAGCAAGGGCAUGGGCGAGGGCGUGGAGAACGCGCUGAUUGACGUGGCGAUGGACAAGGGGAACUUGAACGCGGAUGAGGCGCGCGAGUUCUGGGACCGCAAGAAGGAGGGCGGGCAGUACAUUGCUGAAACGUGGUAA
Aplosporella prunicola CBS 121167 is the source of this 1944-nucleotide messenger RNA. RefSeq lists its product as uncharacterized. Bases 1 to 1944 code for a protein of 647 amino acids. The record is from RefSeq and is a predicted model, not a curated record. Gene Ontology annotation, biological process: homocysteine metabolic process. NCBI's taxonomy places the organism in Eukaryota, Fungi, Ascomycota, Dothideomycetes, Botryosphaeriales, Aplosporellaceae. Gene Ontology annotation, cellular component: cytosol. Gene Ontology annotation, molecular function: FMN binding; [methionine synthase] reductase (NADPH) activity; flavin adenine dinucleotide binding. The transcript has 3 exons.